Coregonus sp. 'balchen' is the source of this 1299-nucleotide messenger RNA. The record is from the annotation of a GenBank genome assembly. Lineage: Eukaryota; Metazoa; Chordata; Actinopteri; Salmoniformes; Salmonidae.
AUGUUGUCGUGCUGCUGUUCCAAUUCGACGUGUUCCUGGGAACCGAUAAGAUCCCGGAGUCGUAGUGGAACAACCAACGGAGACGUGAAUCAUUUGGUCGAAGAAGAGGACCAAAGCGAAAUUGUCGCGGACCUAACCAGGAUGGACAUUGCACUUUUGAGGGAACAGUACAACUUGACUAAAGAGAAACAAAAGCGACAGACCCUGGUGGUUUUAUUCAGACAAGGUAGAGACAUCGCUUUCGAGGAGUGCUGUGCGAGCUUGGCACGCACCCAACCAGGGGCGCGUUCAGCAGGACGCAAACAUGCCUGUCUGACAUGUAGAAUAAGGAAUCACAUCGGCUUUAUUCUAGGCAUUUCUAUUUGCAACGUUCGAUAACGUUUGGCAACUUAACAUGGCCCAGUUUUGUCUGAACAUUUUGUGUGACGCGUCUGCACUGGCAACAAGUUGUUAAAUUGUAGACAAUAUUGUGCGUCCUCAAGGUCAUUUGUUGCAACAAAGUAGCAAUAAUUGAUUUAUUAUGGAUUUAUAUCAUGUGAAUGUGAGUCCUUGAGGACAGCAUUAGUCUUGGCUACUUUUGUUUCUUCAUACAAAAGCUUUUCCUGCUAGCCUGCUUUGAGCAACAAAAUACAGUUAUACUGCAGUUAGGCUAUACUGGAAAUGUGGUCAUUUGAACACAAGUAAUAUUUUUGUUACAAUAAACAUGACUUCAUCAAUAAGUAAUUUUCCAUUGAGCUGGAAUGUUGAUUGCAGAUGACUGUGUGUAAACCUACCUGUACAUUUCCAUUCUAUUUCCUGACAGUAUCAACUGAUGAUGCAGCAGAAAUCAGUGGGCAAGCCCUGGUCAAUGUAGUCCCAGUCAACCAGGAGAUGAAGAGCAAACACGAGAGGAAGAGGUCGGUCUCAGAGGCUGAGAUUGACUUUGUUGGGGACCUGGAGAGAGCCCCAUGGCGCAAACACUUGGGUAUCCACCGACAGACCAACGUUAUUAUACCACCACAUCCAAACCCCACAAUCACAGGCAGUAAUUCUUCUAGUUUUACUUCGCUCUCUGAAGACUUUCCGGAGACUUCCAGUGAGAAGGUCUUUGGGGAUUCUAUUUCUAUCCAUACCGGUAUCAGCAGUUCAGGCUCCCGGAAGUUCUCAGCCCCAGCCGUUUUGUCCAGACAACUGAGUUUUGGGGGGCAGCGGCCGCCUCUUCUCUCCUCUAGCCCCCAUCACCACUACCCCUUCCCCCAAAGAAAAGGGCCCAAGAAGUCGGAAGCUGCUAGGAGACUUGGGAUGUACGCAUCAUUCUGA